This is a messenger RNA of Tilletiaria anomala UBC 951, 2777 nucleotides long. Its product is annotated as Endoribonuclease YSH1. The transcript is spliced from 5 exons. Gene Ontology annotation, biological process: mRNA 3'-end processing by stem-loop binding and cleavage. The coding region runs from base 113 to 2701 and encodes 862 amino acids. Gene Ontology annotation, cellular component: mRNA cleavage and polyadenylation specificity factor complex. Lineage: Eukaryota; Fungi; Basidiomycota; Exobasidiomycetes; Georgefischeriales; Tilletiariaceae. The record is from RefSeq and is a predicted model, not a curated record. Gene Ontology annotation, molecular function: RNA binding; RNA endonuclease activity; 5'-3' exonuclease activity.
CCGCCCACUUCCAGCGGCUCCCGCCGCAACGGCGGCUCCAGGCCACGAUGGCCCCUCCGGUGCAUCUGAUGCUGGCGAUGAUGGCGGGCGCAGCGACACGUUGCGCAUCGAGAUGCUCGGUGCUGGACAAGAAGUGGGGAGAAGCUGCUGUGUGCUGACGUAUAAGGGCAAGACGGUCGUGUGUGACGCUGGCGUACAUCCUGCGUAUACGGGACUCUCGGCUUUGCCCUUCGUUGACGAGUUAGAUUGGAGCACCGUUGAUGCACUUCUGAUUACGCAUUUUCAUCUCGACCACGCCGCGGCUCUGACAUACAUCAUGGAAAAGACAAACUUCAAAGACGGCAAGGGCAAAGUGUACAUGACACACCCAACCAAGGCCGUUUACCGGUUUCUCAUGUCGGAUUUUGUGCGCAUCUCCAAUGCUGGCUCGGAUGAUCAGCUGUUCGACGAAGGAGAAAUGCUUGCCUCCUGGCGCCAGAUCGAGGCGGUGGACUAUCACCAGGAAGUCAACAUCUCAGGCGGACUGAGGUUCACACCAUAUCAUGCAGGCCACGUCCUUGGCGCGUGCAUGUUCUUUAUUGAAAUUGCCGGGCUCAGGAUCCUCUAUACAGGAGACUAUAGCAGAGAAGAGGACAGACAUCUCGUCCAAGCAGAGGUACCACCUGUUAAACCAGAUGUACUCAUCUGCGAGAGCACCUACGGCACACAGAGCUUGGGUCCAAGGCUUGAGAAGGAAGCAAGGUUUACAAAUACUGUCCACCAAGUGAUCAAACGCGGCGGACGCGCGCUGCUUCCAGUCUUUGUUCUGGGGCGAGCUCAAGAGCUUUUGCUGCUCCUCGAUGAAUACUGGUCCAAGCACCCGGAAUUGCACAACGUGCCGAUAUAUUACGCCUCCUCACUAGCCCAACGUUGCAUUCGAAUAUACCAAACUUACAUCCAUACCAUGAACGACAACAUUCGCUCGCGCUUCAACAGGCGAGACAAUCCAUUUGUGUUCAAGCACAUUUCGAAUCUGAAGUCGCUGGACAAGUUCGAAGAUAAAGGCCCUUGUGUCAUGAUGGCGAGUCCAGGACUGAUGCACAGUGGUGUCAGUCGAGAGCUGCUGGAACGCUGGGCACCCGAUCGCAAGAAUGCCGUAAUCAUUACUGGUUACAGCGUCGAGGGCACGCUGGCACGGACGAUCCUAAAUGAGCCCGAGGAGAUCGUCAGCAUGUCUGGCCAAAAGAUCCCGCGGAGAUGUACGGUGGACUACCAAUCCUUCUCUGCGCACGUCGAUUACGCGCAAAAUAGCAAGUUCAUUGAUGAGGUCAAAGCGAGCCACGUCGUGCUGGUGCAUGGAGAGGCGAACACGAUGAGCAAGCUCAGAGCGGCGUUGCAGAAACGCUUUAAGGAUCGAAAAGAGGAUAUUAAGGUCCAUACUCCUAGGAACUGCGAACCGCUCCAUCUGACCUUCAGAGGAGAUCGAACUGCCAAGGUCAUUGGCUCGCUAGCGAAGCAACCUCCCGCACCAGACUCGACGCUGACAGGUUUGCUCGUCUCCAAAGACUUUGCAUACACCGUGUUGGAUCCGUCCGACUUGGCCGACUUUACUGGUCUCAGCAUGUCGACCAUCAUUCAGCGACAACGGCUUGCGUUGCAUGUCAGCUGGCCGCUCGUCCUCUGGCAUCUCACUGGCAUGUUCGGCAAGAUCGCUGAGGGUGUGGACCUCGAAGAUCAUCCAACUGCGCGUGUCAUGGACGCCGUGGAUGUCAAGCGCACGGGCAAGUACGAGGUCACGAUGGAGUGGGUCAGCAGCAUUCCAAGUGACAUGGUUGCGGACGCUACGGGCGCGCUUUUGUUGGGCAUCAGCAGCAGCCGUGCGAGUAUCAAGAUGACAACCAAGCCACACGCCCAUGUGCAUGCUGAUGGACAUGACGAUGAGACUAGAGCUGCAGGUGCGAAGGCAGAAGUGGACGAGGUGAUGGGAGAAUAUGAUGAUGGCGAAGCUGCACCUGCUGCUCCGCAUCCUUACAGCGAGGCAGCAGCCGAGGCGCGCAGGUCCGAAUCAAACCUGAAGAGUCUCGAUGCCGAGUCACCAACUGAAGCCAGAGCUACGUCGGCCAGCAACGGCGGCAACAUCAACAUGGACUUCGUAACCGCCGCCACAAUCUUGGCGCGGACAGAGACGAUUGUCGCGUUGCUGGAAGCGCAGAUCGGGCCGGUGGAGGAAAUGAUGGUGGGGGAGUUGAAGCGCGCAAAAGCUGAGCCGGAAGAUGCAUGUCCUGCUGCCUUUACUUCUCUCGAUGGCGGCGGCACUGCAGGGUUUCCAAGAGCAAUAGCGACCGGAUCUCUGAACGGUAACGGAACCCCUGGCCCCGAUCCAGAUGUAAGAGACAAUUCUGAGGACGGCGCCGCUCCUCCUGCCCAGGAUGAUGAAGAGGGUCGAUAUAUGGAGCCGCGCGCUGCCGCUCUGGAACCCAUCCAGGCUAUACGCGGGCCGCCGAGACACGCACUGCUCAUUUGGCUUGAUGAGGCAUGCGCGGCGGUUGAGGUCGAGUCUCUGAUGGUCACAUCCGCCUCACGGGCCCUUAAGGGACGGGUGGAGCGCUGCAUCAAGAUGGCGUUGCAAGCGACGAUGCCGUUGGCUGACGCUUUCUCACUCGAGGCUCCCCUCCAGACCAACAUCUUUGCUCUGCCACCCUCGCAAGUGAAGCAAGGAUAGCGAAGGGGAACAAAUGAACCGCGCCGAAUGAUUUAAGGGAGCAGACACUGUAGCUUAUUACAUUAAUUGCAUUGUG